CUUCUUUCCUCCAGAAAACCUUUCCGAGACAAGCCCGCCUCCCCCCUUUCGGAACAGUAAAGCAUCCUCAAAGUCCUCUUUUUCUCGUUUUCUUCACUGAAUAAUGAUCUUCUCUACGCAGUCCAAUUCAAACUUUCGCUACAUAUAGUGAUAUACGUACACAUUCAAAUGGCUUCUCUGUCUGUAUCUUCAUCGAUGGAAGCAAUUUCGAGCUCCAUUUUGCAUAUUCCGAAGCUCUACGAGUCUGUAUCUGCAAUUCAAUCUAUCAAAACAAGCAGCAAGCAUUGUGGGUCCCUGAAAAUGAACUUGAGUUUACCUAAAAAGGCGAAUUUAGAUUUUGGGUUUCGAGUUUUCGCGGUUGGGAGUGAAAUAUCGGACGAAGGCAAUGAUAAAGAAGAGAUCGUACCAGAGAAUGAUAAUGGCGGAUUCAGUUUAGUUACUGAACAAGGUGUGUCUUUAUCUCAGGGUAAUUUAGAUUUCAAACAAAGUAGUGAAAAAAAUGCGGACACAACAUCGAGUGUGACAACACCUCCUCUUGUGCUCUCAUAUGGAAAUACAACAGGGGGAGGAGGUACAAGGGCAGGGCUUUUCAGAACGCCAAUAUCUGGUGGAGUACAGAGUGCAACUUCUGCUCACGGCUUGCCCAGACCAGCCUUAGCAGUUCGGAAUUUAAUGGAACAGGCUAGGUUUGCUCACUUGUGUACUGUGAUGUCCCGGAUGCACCAUCAUCGGGAAGGCUAUCCAUUUGGUUCACUCGUAGAUUUCGCGCCAGAUCCCAUGGGGCAUCCGAUAUUUUCAUUUUCACCACUGGCUAUACAUACAAGAAAUUUGUUAGCUGAUCCAAGAUGCACUCUAGUUGUGCAGAUUCCCGGAUGGAGUGGCUUAUCAAAUGCAAGGGUAACAAUCUUUGGUGAUGUAUACCCUCUUCAUGAAGAUCAGCAGGAAUGGGCUCAUAAGCAGUAUAUAGCAAAGCAUCAACAAGGACCUUCUCAGAAGUGGGGAAACUUCUACUACUUUAGGAUGCAGAACAUAAGUGACAUAUAUUUCAUUGGGGGGUUUGGAACUGUUGCUUGGAUUGAUGUUAAAGAAUAUGAGGCCCUUCAACCUGAUAAGAUUGCUGUUGACGGUGGCGAGCAAAAUUUGAAGGAACUAAACGCAAUCUUUUCAAAGCCCUUAAAAGAGCUUUUGUCCAAAGAAGCUGAGAUAGAUGAUGCUGCUCUCAUAUCAAUAGAUGGCAAGGGGAUUGACAUUCGUGUCCGUCAAGGCGCUCAGUUUAACAUCCAGAGGAUAUCGUUUGAAGAAGGGCACUUUGUUGAAACACUAGAUGAAGCUAAGGCAGCACUUUGGAAACUGAUUGAUAGAGGCCGACUGUACAACUUGCAAAAAUAAGCAGCAGUCAUGCUAAAUUUAUAAUUUUCUAAAGACUUCAGCAAUAGGUAAAAGAAUGGUGGGUUUUGAGUUUUAAAAUUUAUGCAUUCGUAACACAAUAAGAUUCUAAGAAAAUGUUGCAAAAUUUUGGAUUCCAUGUACCAGCAUAGUAACUCAAGUUUCACAACAUAAUGUAAUUUUUCUUGUAAUUUCA
Olea europaea var. sylvestris is the source of this 1582-nucleotide messenger RNA. RefSeq lists its product as uncharacterized. Lineage: Eukaryota; Viridiplantae; Streptophyta; Magnoliopsida; Lamiales; Oleaceae. The transcript has 9 exons. The coding region runs from base 169 to 1389 and encodes 406 amino acids. The record is from RefSeq and is a predicted model, not a curated record.